Messenger RNA from Dacryopinax primogenitus, 1602 nucleotides. RefSeq lists its product as uncharacterized. The record is from RefSeq and is a predicted model, not a curated record. NCBI's taxonomy places the organism in Eukaryota, Fungi, Basidiomycota, Dacrymycetes, Dacrymycetales, Dacrymycetaceae. The transcript is spliced from 4 exons. Gene Ontology annotation, molecular function: cysteine-type peptidase activity. The coding region runs from base 1 to 1602 and encodes 533 amino acids. Gene Ontology annotation, biological process: proteolysis.
AUGACCAUGAGGAGUGGGAAUACCGAUGCAGUCAACCUUGUUAUCGCUCUUGCUCACCUAGUCAACCUCAUUAUUGCUCUUGCUCACCUGGUCAAUGUUGUUAUCACUCUUGCUCUUGCUCUCCUGGCUGUUGUCAUUCCCACCAUUCUUGCUCUCCAUCUUCUGGUCAUUACCAUCGUCCUCGGUCUUCUAGUCAAUACCAUCGUCCUUGCUCUCAUUCUCCUGGUCAUUAUUGCUGCCCUCGCUCGCCUCAGUGUUCUCGCCACUCCCCCUCUCAAAGCAGUCAUGAAUGCUCACCUGGAUUGUACCUCCCGGCAUGCUGCCAAUAAGCAGGAUGACUUUGGUGCUACCCAUGCUCAUAACAUCAUCAAGAUGGAGCACAUGGCGCCCAUCCUGUUGCAGACCCCCCCUACCUUGGACCAUCUGCUGCUUUUGGCAGAUAUCGACCUGGGACCUCCACCACAAUAUGCCGAAGAAGAACAGGCUGUGGUUGAAGAUGUCAAAAUGGGGAAUGCCAAGGAUGAAGACAAUGACACAUAUGAGCGCAGGUAUUCAACACCACCACCCACUGUCCCAGUGGUCAAGCAAGGUUGGAGCAAACUCUCUGAUUAUGUUGAUCCUCCUUUGCCUUGUCAAGUGCCAAUGUCUGAGCCACCAGUGCCCAUGCAAAUGCCUGCUCCUGAGACCUUCUCCCCCCCAGCUCCUGUUGUAGAAUUGUCUGUCGCUAAUCAGGCUGCAGCAUCCUUGGAGUUUGAGAAGGGAACAGCCCAGCAGUUGGGCAGGGGAGACUUAUGGCAUCCCCAGCUUCCCUACUCCAUGGGACGUCAAAAGCCAUUGCCCAACAACAAGAUCUGGAUCACAAAAGUGUUCCAGAUUGAGAUUGAGAAGUCGGACAUUGCCAUUCUGGCCAAAUGCUACCAGUGGCUGAACAGAUUCCUGUUGUCCCAGCUAUGUCAACUGUUUGCUGCUUGGUGGCCAAACCAAAACUGCUAUAAUGACUUGCAUUCCAAGCCAGAUGAAGAGAUGUAUGUGUUUAGUUCACAACUGGGACCUCAGCUUCAGCAGGCGGAGAAGGCUUAUGCAAAGGGGGAAGCAUAUGCCAUCAAUAACUGGGGCAUGAAGUGGGUGGCAAACUGGGUCAGUAGUGCAGUGUCCGAGUACAUGACAGCUCAAGUGAGGAUGCAAUGGUUGUUCCCAAUGCAUAUCAACAACAACCACUGGAUCCUUAUUCAUGUUGACUGGCUUCGCAAGUUCAUCACCAUGUACAAUUUGUUGAGGAUGGCCAGCUGGUGCGAUCAUAUUGUGAGCACACAAUGUGUGGUGGAGCGAAUCUGGGAGGUUGCUGUGGAGAAAAGCAAGCCAUUCCCUGGUUGGGAAGGAUGGAAAGGGCAUCAUGCCGAGGUUCUGUUGCAGACCAAUGGAAGUGAUUGCAGUCUGUUCAUUGCUGCACACACAUUUGCAAUUGCCCAAGGCUACACCCAUUCAACCAUGAUAAUGGCUGACAUGGUGAAAUGGCACAAAUGGCUGCUGCAGCAUUUGGAGUCUUUGCCAGAUGCCCCGGCACUUAAAAAGCUGAGGGGAAGGUCACUGCUCCUCUCUUAA